CUCCAUGUUAGUGUAACCCGAUCUGGAGCAACCACCAAAUAUGGUUCCUGGUGCGAUUGCUUAACUUACAUUCUUGUCAAAUCUGGAACUUGUGAUUCGUGUGGUCUUUAAGUGAAAUGUUCUUCUUUUGAGAGGCGGUUGUACAAUGUUAUCAUUUAUCAAGUCGUUUCUACCGACUUCCUACUUCCUACCAGGAUGGUUGAUUCUAGAUACAAACCCAGUGGAUAGUUUACUUCAAGGACUGGUAGGUGCAUGUGGGAUCUCUGUGCUGUGCUCCUUGAUGAGAGUGCACUUCUUUUUAGUGGAAGAGCGCUGGAGUGAUGAAAGUGAUGAAAGUGAUGAAGGGAGAAAGAGGAGGACACCUUGUCAUGAGAGGAGAACUAAAACUGGAUUUACUGGGAUGCUCCAGUUUUUCAUUGUGACUGGAAUACUGUCUGUUGUGGGCUCCCGUGUGGCGUCCUUGGUGGUAUUAGAAUUUUGUCUUCGGUCUGUGUCUGGGUUGAUCACAUCUGGACAAGAGUACAGGACAUGUCUGCAGCAAGUGUUGGUUCAAAGCCAGUUCUCCGUGGGCUGUGCCCUAAGCUGCAGUCUGUACUUUCUCCACGAGGGGGCGUCACAGCGCUGGCUAUGUCUGCUCCUGGCAGCAGCACUCAGCUGGUUCCUGGCUCGGCAGGCCACCCGCCUGAUGCACCAUGUCAUGGCUCUGUACAAACUCCACAGCUCGCAGCGCUACUGUGGCGUUUGCAUCAGCCUCCUCACAUCAGGCCAGUGCCUGCUGCCCAUGCUGUGCAGGACCCUGAUCCUCAUCUUCACCGUGGCCGUGGUGGCCUCUGUGUCAAUCAUCAAUCAACACUUCCUGUCUGCAACAGAGGCUGUCAGGUUCUGGACACCACUGACUAUCUGUUACACACUGUUGGUGGUGUACAUGCAGGAUGCUCAGCACCAUGCGUCUGGCAGCGAGGUUGUGCUGAACACAGUGAUGGUGCGUCUCGGGGGCUUGAUGGUCCUGAUGCUGACUGUUGGACGCUGGGCUGACGUGCUCCACAUCCUAAUGUGUUUCCUGGGCGAGGCCAGCUGUCUAAUCCCCACAAUGGAUCUGCUGGAUGCAGCAUCCUCACAGAUAUGAUGAAGAGGAUUAUUCAGAUGACGUCAAAAGAGAGAAGACCUCGGGCUCAAGAGAAGGAGCAUCGCAGAAAGCCACAAAUAGCUUUUACAACUAACAGCACUUCUAAAUGACUUAUUUAGUGUCUGUCUUAUUAGGGCAACACAAGCGAUUCAUGCUUUUGUACUGUGAAUGUAAUAUUUUCAUUAAAAUGCCAAGUGUUGCAUUAUGAUUGUUUUUUUAAGACGAGACAAUGGUUUGCUGUUCUUGACCCACAGUUUUGAUAUUAGAUAAAGAUGAACCCUGAACAGAAACAUGUUAUAAUUUCAUUUGGUUAAACAGCUAUCUUUGUCUCAAUUGUGAAAUAGUUGUGGUAACCUCAGUAUAUUCAGCCACAUAUAACUUGUGUCCCAAGGUUUUGUUUAUUGUUUUACUUGAUAUUCUUGACUGUUAUUACCUGAUAAAUCUCCUUUCCUUUCUGGUCACGUCACUAACACUAACUCUGGCAACAAACCUGCAAUUUAGGAUGUUAUUCUAUGACUCUGCAUGACCUCUUGGAUAAAUUUGCACAGUAAUCUUAGAGAUAUUUUAGCCACCAACUCCUGGCAUGAUUCACGCUUAAAUAUUUUCACUGAAAGUUUGUAACCCCUUCCAUGACCAUUAGACAGACAAAGGAAAUAAUAAGUGAGGUUUAAAGGGUUACUUCUGUUGCUACAAUCAUCUGUAUACAAUGAGCUCAUUCUUAUUUACUCACUCACUGGAGUGCUUUAAGAAAUAAUAAUAAUAAAAGACUUUCAGUU
Messenger RNA from Paralichthys olivaceus (Japanese flounder), 1902 nucleotides. RefSeq names its product transmembrane protein 82 (gene tmem82). NCBI's taxonomy places the organism in Eukaryota, Metazoa, Chordata, Actinopteri, Pleuronectiformes, Paralichthyidae. The record is from RefSeq and is a predicted model, not a curated record.